This is a messenger RNA of Wyeomyia smithii (pitcher-plant mosquito), 2311 nucleotides long. It is a transcript of the gene Orai, whose product is annotated as calcium release-activated calcium channel protein 1. Gene Ontology annotation, molecular function: store-operated calcium channel activity. The transcript has 5 exons. NCBI's taxonomy places the organism in Eukaryota, Metazoa, Arthropoda, Insecta, Diptera, Culicidae. Gene Ontology annotation, cellular component: membrane. Bases 602 to 1771 code for a protein of 389 amino acids. The record is from RefSeq and is a predicted model, not a curated record. Gene Ontology annotation, biological process: store-operated calcium entry.
GAUCACGAUCGUGACCGCGCUCAGACAGUCUUUUGGCGUCGUCGCUGUUCGACCGAUGAGAAAGCACACGCGCGAGACUGUAAUUCGACGACGGACGUUACACGGCUCGAAGGCACUCGUGAUUAAGUGCAGUAUUUUCAUCAAUCAAUCGGAGGAUCCUUUCGUCGCAAAGUGAAGCCUUCAUUUUUCCUCAGAUUCUAUUGACCAGAAGAUUUCAUUCCAAAGAUUGUUCUACGGUAAUUAUUCGAGUGUGGUGAAGCUUAGAAUUGCUCGUGUUCUUUCAGUACUCACGAAGUACAACCAAGUGGAACGUAACUUAAGUUCAAAUGUGCUUGUUUUUGUUUUCUAUUCGUUCAACUUCGAGGACAACAUGAGCUACCCUAGCGCGCGCGAAGUUCGAUUAUUCAUGUGAAAACCUUAAGGUGCUAGAGUUUACUAGUUGAUGCAAUUCGAACGCAGUGUUCUACCUAGAGCGAGUUUUUAGAUAAAGAUUUUGUGCCUAUAAGCAGAUCAAUGUAAAGUGCCCUGAGAAACAAAGAAAGUGCUCUGCGAUGCCAACAACCGGGUAGUUAAUGGUGCAUAUGCUUUGAAGGGGGAUAACAUGAGUGAAACAACGCCGACGACGCAAGCAGCUACCGGCCGGAUUGGUGGUAGAAUGUUGGACGCAGCUCGAAAGAAAAGAAAUGGGACGAUGUCCGUGUGGAGCACUAGUACCGCCGGAAUUGAUACAGUGCUUGCUACCACCUUGGGUGCCACCAUUAACCCGAAAACAUUCGGUGCCAACCACUUGCCCAGUGCUGCUGCCGCAGCUGCCGGUUUGAUUGUAACCCAAUCUCCUAACGGCGUUGGUGCCACCGGACAAACGACCUACCAUCAUCAUCAUUUCAGCACAAGUAACCCCGCCGCAAACGGUCUCAAUCACAGCCACCAGCAUCUGGUCGCCACAAGCGGCCAUCCGGGAGGGAACGGAGCAAACGGCGGUCCGUUCAGUAGUCACAGUACCAGUAGCAACAGCAACCACAGUCAUUCCCCACCGAUUCACGCAGGAUCGUUACACAAUUCCGUCGCCUGGAACCGAACCAGUAUUUGCAGCGCACACAAGAGACGAUCGGGCCUUAGCACAAUGUCGCAAUCAGGAGAUGAAUUCAGUUCACCAAAUUACCUGUCCUGGCGCAAACUGCAGCUAAGUAGGGCCAAACUGAAGGCUUCCAGUAAAACAUCGGCACUGCUGUCUGGUUUUGCAAUGGUGGCAAUGGUCGAGGUCCAACUGAACGAAGACACGAAAGUACCGCCGAGUAUGCUCAUCAUGUUCGCCGUCUGCACCACCCUGCUGGUGGCCGUGCACAUGCUAGCCCUCAUGAUCAGCACCUGCAUCCUGCCGAACAUCGAAACCGUGUGCAAUCUGCACAGCAUCUCGCUGGUCAACGAAUCGCCCCACGAGCGGCUCCACUGGUACAUCGAAACGGCAUGGGCCUUCUCGACCCUGCUCGGGUUGAUUCUGUUCUUGCUCGAGAUCGCAAUCCUUUGCUGGGUGAAGUUCUACGACGUGAACACAACGGCGGCGUGGUCCGCCUGUAUCGUCCUCAUCCCCGUGUUGGUGAUCUUCGUAGCUUUUGCGCUACAUUUCUACCGAUCGCUGGUGACCCACCGGUACGAGGUGACUGUGUCCGGCAUUCGGGAGCUCGAAAUGCUCAAGGAACAAAUGGAACAGGACCAUUUGGAUUCCCAUCACCACCACGGACCCCCGUAUCAGUCCGUGCAAAUUGUUUGAUUGCGAGUGCACGCGAAUGAUGAUUCUGGGACGCGGGCACAAGGCUUGUGAAUCUGUGAUGUCUACAAUUUACAUUUUUCCACUACUUAGUUGAAACCCGUUCUGCUGUCGAGACACUCUAUACUAUUACACAAGAACGUAAUGUCUUAAUUUUGUUUGCAAUUUGAGCUGAGUUUACGAACCUGCGUUAUGUUUGCGCUGACCAUCGAUAACAAUAUCUCUGAACGAAAAUUCUUCCUCGUAAAUUGUGAUCAAGCGCUUAUUUAAAAGAAAACGAAAGACAUACCCUAGCUAAGAUCUAGACCAGUGCAGGUUUGUUUCAACUGAUUUUUCCCUGCGGAAGUGAGAAAUCAUGUAUGUUAUUUUUUGUUAGUUUGAAACUUAUGAUUAUAAUGUUUUAAGGAAUCUUGAUAGAAUCUUAAACGAUUCUACUAAGUAAAUUGUAGCAUUGAUUUGUAAAUUACAUUUCCUCUUACUACACUGAGAACUUAGAGUAAAACUAAUUGAAAGUUGAAAUAAAAAUUCAUUUAGAAUUUGGUA